GGCUUUUGUGGGCGGUGGGGACGCGUUUUUGGAACGGACCGGGAAAAGGAAGUGUGCUACACCACUGAAUGUAGCCACUCCCGGCUGCCGCGGGGAAGGUGCGGCGUACUUCGUGUUCCGGCUGCCCGGGGUGGGCCUGAGCCUUUGGCUCUCCAGUGACGGGUGGAGGAGGCUGCAGGCUCUGGACCUGCUUGUUUCGGUGGCGGACUCGGCGGACUGACCUCGGCCGCUGCUCUUGCUGACCUUGGCCCAGGGUCGGAGCCGAUGGCGGCUUGGGCCGCUGUCACCUUGAGCAGGGCCGUUGCCCAGUGCUUGUGGGCGCGAGGCCCCGGCGUCCGGGUGGCUCUUCCGAGCUUCCCCCCGGCCUUCCAGCCUGAGCCCCCAGGCUGUAGCCCCUGUGGGGGCCGGACGCUGCACCUCACGGCAGAAGUCCUCGCCGGGCACAACAAGUGGUCCAAAGUCCGGCACAUCAAGGGUCCCAAGGACACCGAAAGGAGUCGCAUCUUCUCCAAGCUCAGUUUGAGCAUUCGCCUAGCGGUUAAAGGAGGCCCCAACCCCGAGUUCAAUAGCAACCUGGCCAGCAUCUUAGAGGUGUGUCGCAGCAAGCACAUGCCCAAGGCGACAAUUGAGGCAGCACUGAAAAUGGAGAAAACCAAGGACAUUUAUUUGUUGUAUGAGGGCCGAGGCCCUGGUGGCUCUUCUCUUCUCAUUGAGGCGUUAUCUAACAGUAGCUCCAAGUGCCACUCGGACAUCAAACAUAUCCUGAACAAGAAUGGGGGAAUGAUGGCUGAAGGAGCUCGCCACUCCUUUGACAAAAAGGGGGUGAUCGUGGUUGGAGUGGAGGACAAAGAGAAGAAAGCUGUGAAUCUAGAGCGUGCCCUGGAGCUGGCAAUAGAAGCAGGAGCUGAGGAUGUCAAGGAAGCUGAAGAUGAAGAGGAAACGAACAUUUUUAAAUUUAUUUGUGAUGUCUCUUCACUGCAUCAAGUGAGGAAGAAGCUGGACUCCCUGGGCCUGUGUUCUGUGUCCUGUAUGCUAGAGUUCAUCCCCAACACAAAGGUGCGGCUGGCUGACCCUGACCUGGAGCAGGCUGCCCAUCUCAUCCAGGCUCUUGGCAACCACGGUGACGUGAUCCACGUCUAUGACAACAUUGAGUAGCCAGGCUGUACGUGCCCCCCGGCAGCCUAUUCUGGAGCACAAGCUUCUGCAGCGUCCUCUGAGACUCAAGUAGGUCAGGGCGGUGGGUGUUCUAGCAGGUUAGGAAGCAUAAGACCUGUAGUUUGUGGUCAGUGGAAUCCCUGCACUUUUGUGAAGCCUCUUUGGCAGCUCUGCUGGUGUCUCAGUGCCCUCCCAGGUGAGUCCCUCCACAUCCUUCUGGAUGUAGAGUGAGGCCAGUCAGCUGGUCAGAUUCUGAUCUCAGGAAGUUGGCCCUUGUGGGGAUGGUAGGUGCCCUGAGGGCCCAUGUACUAGAAACUGCUCCUAAAUAAUAACAGUGAUUGACUUGGGUUGCUGCACUGCUGUUGUAUGACUCUUGAGUUUUCUGGGGUUUGUGUCCAGUUGCUGGGACCCUCUUGACUUCCUUUCAAGUCUAUAGGCUUAGUUCCACUACUCCAAUCCCAAGACUUUAUUUUUUUGAUUGACCAUAGAAAUGUAGCUCCCUCCAGGUACUUUGUGCUCUAGUGCUCAUCUCAUGGCUGAAACCUGCCAUUCUUUCACGUAACCAAUAUUGAUCAAACACCUACUGUGUACCAGGAACUGCACUUACAAGCUGUUCAAUUGAUGCCCUGCGUUAGAUCCACUCUUAAGACAUAGGACCUCAGGGGGAAGACAUAGGAUUGCUCUCUACUGGAGCUGUCCCAGGGCAAUGUGAGGUGCUGUGCAUGCAUCCUUGUUCUCUUUAUGUGGCCUCUGUACCCUUCUUCUGUCAGAGAGCUUAAGGCUCUAGCCCCGGAGGAGAUCAAGUGCCAAUGAUAAGGGACUCCAGGCCCUGCUUUGCCUGGGUCCUCUGUGUUCUGAGAUUGCUCGGAGUGGACCUGUCAGUGAGCUGCACUCAGGAAGGGCUAUACCAAGCUGGUUUUGAAAGCUGCUUGAUCCCCAGAAUGCCCAACCCUGGCUCCUUUUCAUCCCUGAUGCCAGAUGAUGGGGCACUGGGAACUGGAAAGGAAAUAAGAACAGAAAGAAGGCUGAGUCAGAAGCCUGGCCAGGUGGGAAAUAGGGGCCUUGGUGCCUUUUGUUCCUGAGUCACUUCUGGGUUUAGAGAGACCAGGAGUGCCAGCCACCUGUGCUGGAGCCCAUCAAGCGUGUCGGGCCUGGAGAGGCUUUUUGAUCCUUAUUAUUCACCUUCUUGUAAGUUGUUUAAGCCAGUUCUGAGCUCAGAGUAAUUUUCCUGAAGGACUCUUAGGUAAAUGAGGAUGGAAAAGAACUAAAACCAAAUUGGCUAUAAAUGAUAACUUCACCUUCUAGGAAAAACAGAUUACUAAUUCCAUGAUGACUUCAACAGCUGGAGAGUGAAGGCUAGAGGGAGGAAAACCAAUGAAAUAAUCUGUUAUCGUGCCAGAGCAUACGCUGUUAUACCUCAUUUCAUAAUUUUGGUGCUACCUGGCAUUCUUUAGUUUUUAUAGGAGAUAACUCAUCUAAAUAUCUGAAUAGCACAUCAUUAAAAUAGGGCAAUGUAAAGUUUAAAUGCCACUUCCUAAUUUAUAAGAUACUUUCAUAUUUUAUUUAUUUGAUUUUCAAAACAAACCUAUAAAAUAGUCAGGCCAAGUAUUUUAUGCACAGAUGAUCUCUUACCAAGCAGGUGAGAACUACAUCUCUAUAAAAUAAACCAAGGUCUAUUGUAAAUGUUGAAUAUAAAUUAAUUUGGAGGAAUGUGGUCAUUCUGAUCUGAGAAAUCUGUACUAAGGAAGCCUGCUCUAGAAGGGAACUUGGUUACUCAUGUGAAUAGUCCUCUAAUCUAAUAGAUAGGGUUUGUUAAUGUGAAUUCUUUUUUUUUUUUUUUUUUUUUAUUUAUUUAUUUAUUUAUGGCUGUGUUGGGUCUUCGUUUCUGUGCGAGGGCUUCCUCUAGUUGCGGCAAGUGGGGGCCACUCCUCAUCGCGGCCUCUCUUGUUGCGGAGCAGCACAGGCUCCAAAAUGUGAAUUCUUGUGUAACCAGUUUUCUCGCAUCAAGACAUACUGAACAGCUCUGCACUGACCCCUGGCGGUGCCCUGCAGUCUUUCCUGCAGUUAGUAUGGGAAAGGCAGAAAUGAAAGCUUACUUGGACCUGCUCUGCCUCUAGAUCUGGUAAAGAGACCCUUAGAUAUAUAGGUUAAAUAGUUAACUAUUUAACUGAAUAGUUAAGUAAAGAGGGUAUGAGUUAUUCUGCCACUAGAAAUUAUUUUUCAAAGAAUAUUUUGUGUCAGAGAAAAUGUUUACAAUAUAAUGUUAAGUGAAAAACAAAGAUGCAAAACUAUAUGUAUAGUAUGAUCCAAAUUUUAAAAUAUAUAUCAUACUUUAUAUAUGAAUUUUUAAAAAACGACUAGAAGGAAGUAUACCAAAAUAUCAAAACUGGUUAUCUCUGGGUGGUGAUGUUAUAAUUGCGUUUUAUUUUCAAUAAUCAUGUCUUACUUUUAUCAGGGAAGCAUUUUUUUAAAAAGAAAACUAGUCACAUUAUUGUCCUGUUAGGGAGACAGCAUGUGAGAGGGUGGGAUUCAGGUGUACCUUAAAGUCAGAAGAAUAGGAUCUGGUCCUGGCUUGCCUUUGCCUUAUCUUUGGUCACUGUCUUAGCAACACAAAACCAUUUAAAGCCUUGAGCUGGCUCGGGCUCAUUUUGAAGUUUCCUUUCAGUGGGAUGGAAGUAUCAGUGACAGGCUCUGUCCAUAGCCUUGACUCUUACAAGAAGCGCUCGUGUGGUAUGUAGCUGCCCCAGCUCUGCCAGGGGCCCCCGCUGAAUCAGACAGGAACAAUGAAAACUCUGCCUCUAGCCAACUACAGAAACUCAGUCGUGUGGUUGAGUUACUUUUUUUUUCUCUCGGAAAUAUAUAGCACAGCUGUCAAUAAAGCUUCACGCUCUAAGAGUCCUCAACUUUUGAAUCCCUGGGGACUCCUCUGAAGACAUUCUAUGAAGAGAAAAUAAACGAGCCAUUGGGUCUCACAAAAGAGAGUGUCAUGAUAGAUACUACACUCGUCUUGACUGAAAUCACUUUCUCUCUUUAUUCUAUCCCCAGACAGUGAUGGGAUAGAAGUUUUUACUUUUUCCUCUUUUUAUCUUUCUUUGGUUUGUGCCAAAAAGGUAACCUUUAUUGUUUUUUAAAAAGUCAAACCUUAUAGAAAUAUACAGCAAAAAAAUAAAAGUCCCAUCUAAUCCUAACCUCCUAAAAUAACAACCACCAUUAACAGUCGGCUCUACUCCUUGGUAUCAAUCUGCUGGGGAACAAAUUCUGACUCUGUCAGUUGCUAGCAACCUUGGGGAAGAACUUAACCUCUUUGUAAUUAUUUCUUCAUCUAUAAAAUGAGGAUAAUAGCAUCUAUAUCAUAGAGUUGUUUUGAGAAUUAAAUAAUAUAUGCUAAGCACUUAAAACAGUGCCUGGCAACAGUAAGUGUUCAGUGUAUGUUGGCCUUUUUUCCCACUAAGUGUGAAAGAACAUUUUUAAAAACUGAAAUGUGAUCACCCUGUGUAUAUCUGCUUUAUAACCUGUCUCCUGCGCCCCCUCCCCCCAAAUAUAUCCUGGAUUCCUUUUGGCAUUAGAAUGGA
Balaenoptera ricei (Rice's whale) is the source of this 4727-nucleotide messenger RNA. RefSeq names its product translational activator of cytochrome c oxidase 1. Lineage: Eukaryota; Metazoa; Chordata; Mammalia; Artiodactyla; Balaenopteridae. The record is from RefSeq and is a predicted model, not a curated record. The transcript has 5 exons. Gene Ontology annotation, cellular component: mitochondrion. Bases 265 to 1155 code for a protein of 296 amino acids.